Molecule: messenger RNA, 672 nt
Organism: Lathyrus sativus (Indian pea)
Lineage: Eukaryota; Viridiplantae; Streptophyta; Magnoliopsida; Fabales; Fabaceae
Source: the annotation of a GenBank genome assembly
AUGCGCAGAGAGAUCGCGUUCCUCGCUCAACCCCGUUUCCUCCUCCUCUUCCUAGUUCUCUCAGUUUUCCUCAUUUUCGCAUUCUCUGCUUCUAAAUGGGUUGGUGAGGAAACAGAAGAGGAGCCAGAAAUUACGCAUAGGGUUUACUUGGAUAUUGACAUUGAUAAACAGCGUUUAGGUAGGAUCGUGAUCGGAUUAUAUGGCCAAGUGGUACCAAAAACUGUGGAAAAUUUUAGAGCCUUGUGCACAGGGGAGAAAGGCAAGAGUGCAAGUGGUGUAAAACUUCAUUACAAAGGAACACCAUUUCAUCGAAUAGUAUCUGGUUUCGUGAUUCAAGGUGGGGAUAUUGUUAAUCACGACGGAAAAUCAUCCGAAUCUAUUUAUGGUGGCACUUUUCCGGAUGAGAAUUUCAGAAUCAAACAUUCUCAUGCUGGCGUCGUCUCUAUGGCUAAUACCGGACCUGAUUCCAACGGUUCACAGUUUUUCUUUACCUCAGUGAAGGCCAGUUGGUUGGAUGGAGACCAUGUUGUUUUUGGCAAGGUUGUUCGAGGCAUGGAUACCGUGUUUGCAAUUGAAGGUGGAGCUGGAACCUAUAAUGGAAAACCCAGAAAGAAGGUAGUGAUUGCGGAUUCCGGAGAGAUACCAAAAAGCAAGUGGGACGAGGAAACUUGA